Suhomyces tanzawaensis NRRL Y-17324 is the source of this 1721-nucleotide messenger RNA. RefSeq lists its product as uncharacterized. NCBI's taxonomy places the organism in Eukaryota, Fungi, Ascomycota, Pichiomycetes, Serinales, Debaryomycetaceae. The transcript has a single exon. The record is from RefSeq and is a predicted model, not a curated record. Bases 306 to 1721 code for a protein of 471 amino acids.
GAGAAAUUAAAAUUUAUUAAAAUAUCAGUGGUGCCGUCAAUACUGACACCGAAAAGACCACCACCUCUCCAUCGAGUUAGGUUAGAGUCCAAUCAGCUUGGAGACUUCCAAAAACAUUAUUUCCAAGUCUGACCCCAGGAAUGGACCCCAAUUGCAAUAGCACGAUAGAAUUCAAUUAAGCUUAAGACGAAAAGCCUCCUAGACAUUGCAGUCAUAUCGUAUAGCAAUUUUCAAGUUCUUCAUGGCUGCAGUUGCAACUUUUGAGACUUUGGCACCAAGUGCCAUCGACAUGUUCCAAAAUUUUAAUGUUCGCAAAAUUUGCAUUUGCACCCAUUUUUGAUUGCAACAUGAAUAGCGCCAGCUACGACACAAAUAUCUCAUGUUCAACCCCCAUAACAGAGAGAACAAGUCCUCCAGCAUAUUCGAAGAUCCUCUCACUAAGUUUCGCCAGGCUUGAGCAUUUACUAGAUCAUGGUCCUUUUGAGUCCAUAGAGCAGCUAAAGCCCAUACUUGAUGAGUUUCUGUCGAUACUAGAGCGAACUACUGAGUGGAACUCGAUGGGGGAAACUCUUAAGGAUGAAAUAAUUGAUUUCUUCUCCACGUCACGCCUAGAGAGAAUAGUCAAGGUGCUUGUGGUAGCCUUUCUUGAAAAACUAAUACCAAUGGAUUUGGAUUGCCCCGACAACUUCACACAAUGGGUGGCGCCCCAGCGGUCGUUGAAGCUUUUUUGCCGACUAGUUGCAGUGCUCUUUCGGCUCCCAUUUGACCACAGGUUUGAAACAACCAUACCCGUUGAAAUCACCGUAUCAAUUCUAGAAAAAUUGGAGGCAGUGGCUCUGCAACUCCAAACCACAAUGGAUGUACACUUCACGGAACCUCCUGAUAGUACAACUCGGUCAUCAAUCUUGAAAGACGAAGAUGGGCCUCAGGGAUGCUCGACUGGGCUAGAGUUGAUCUCGCAAAUGAUGGAGAUAAAAACGGAUUUGAAGAAUAAAUGCAAUCUUAUCAAGCUUGCUUCGCUUUUGGUGGUCACCUUCUCAAAGCCCAAGCUCGAGAUUGUGCAGUUCUUCACCCACCUCGAGUUGGACAUACAUAAUAUCCCACGAAUUAGUGCACAGUUCUGUGCAUUCUCUAAUUGUAUUCUCAUGUGCUAUGAUUACUACGAUCUUGAACGGGAUGCAGACUUCGAAAUUCUCGGAAAGGCUCACGAAGCCUUCGUAACUCGUGUACGGCUAUUUUCCCUUUUUCUACCGCAAAUAGAGGCCUCUAGUAAGAGGUGUUCGAAGAUCCAUAGACAGAUUUUCAAGAAACCAAAGUCCAGGGCUAAACCAACGACAAACCCAACGGUGCAGCGCUAUUCGUGCUACUACAAACACAUUACCAAGACCGGAGACUAUAGGAAAUAUUUGCAAAUUCCUCCUCUGCCAGAAUGGCCAAAAAUCUUUGAUAGGAGUAUUUGUGAUUCAAGUAGCUCGCUACUGAUAUCAAAUAGGGAAGCAGAAACUCGGAAACCAACGGGAAUAUCACCCGGUGGUGUUUUCAUUCCUAUUCAGAAGGUGUGUGAAUUUGAAGUUGUGCCUCCAAUUCAAACCCGAAAUGGGUUCAGAAAGAAAUGCAAGAGUGUUACAAAUAAAUUAUUGAAAUUGCAUAAGUGGAGAGGAGGAUGGCUCAAUCCCAAGCCAAUACUAGAGACCGAGGUUAUUGUUGCAGACAGGCAAUAG